Drosophila miranda is the source of this 3762-nucleotide messenger RNA. Its product is annotated as fibrinogen gamma-B chain-like. Bases 1873 to 2934 code for a protein of 353 amino acids. The record is from RefSeq and is a predicted model, not a curated record. The transcript has 2 exons. Lineage: Eukaryota; Metazoa; Arthropoda; Insecta; Diptera; Drosophilidae.
CUCAGACUGUGCAGAUCUAGCCUCGGUCUCUUGGAAGAAAAACUGUUGGCGAAGACAGACGUGCUAUUUUUGUCCAGUCCAAGUAGAAAGAAAAAAAAAGAGGAAUAAAAACCGGGAAAAGAUCUUAACAGCUGAAUACAGCAAAAAGAAAGAAAUAUUGUGCGCUUAUAAAGUAAAAGUGUGUUAAGUGCCAAUCUCAAUUGGAAAUUAAUUUUUCAGAUUGGCGGUUAGUACCGGCUUAAACUUCGGGCAAUCGUUUGGGUACCUGUCUGAACCCCAAUACGAAAGCUCGCAACAACAAUUUCCCCGAUAUUAGGGCCUCCGCCCGCGGCAAGGGACUUAUGCUCCUCGCCCAACUACAGCUCCGUACCAAAAAUUCCCAGCGCUAGGCCGAGCAGCACAAAGCGGGAGGCGUAAAAGAUCGGCUCAUCAGUCGCUUUGCGGGCGCGAGCCACUUAUGUGUCACGGACCCGCGAUAUAUUGGAGGCCGUCCAAUUCUGCGGAAAUUAUUAAAGCUAUGUAAACGGUCAGCCAAUUUCUACCCGAAAUAUAGAUCUGGGUCUCGACCUAUUUUCGUUUCCCCAUACGAAGUGCCGAGGAGUGCCCAGAUGUGAAGCCGGCGGCAACGACUGUCGUUUUUUUUUAUAUCCAUCAGUGUAACCACUGAUUCCUAUUUUUAUGCUAUAGUGUCAUUAGUGUAAUUAGCUUAGUAAAUUUCUUUUGGUUGUGUUUUUAAAUUCUGUUCGGAAGAAAUAGCAAGUGGAAUGUGUGACAGGGCGAAAGUGAACAACGGUUAAACGGCAGAGGAGAGCGUGAGUUUUUUUUUGUAAAAGUAUUUCUCCAGCUUUCGUUUUAGGAACGUUGCCGCAGUCCAUGGAAGCGCUUUCAUCGCUGUUUCAACGCAUUUAUUAAAACAAAUCAAAGGAAGGCCGUAAGUGAUCCCAAAACAUAAAGAUAAAAUAUUGGAGUUUGUUUGUUAUGAGCAACUAUUUAUUGCAUGACCGAAAAAAAAAAAACCUCACGUAGUCAGGGGCUUCGUCGCUUAAGAGAGGCUGUGCGCUCUCCCUUAUGCCCUGCUGGCAACCAUAAGCGCUUACGCCGCGCAUAAGAACCAGCCCUCUUAAGAACAAGGCACAAAAGGGAAGAUGCGAGGCUGGUCGCUCUGACGUUCUUUUAUGCUUUCUACUUGCGGUUGCUUUCGCUAAUGCACUUGAAUAACUGACCUGCCAUAACGAUCGCGGCGCACAGUUUUUACAUUCCCUUUUGCAUAUUUAUUUAUUAUUAUUAUCUAUUUGCCUAACAUACAAGCUGGAGAUAUGUACCCUUCCCUUCUUUCAAUUUGUAAGUUAAAUUUCAAUCUAAAGUGUAUUAUUAAGAGUUAAUCAUUUAUUAGUUUACUAGUGCGAUGCAUGUGCUAUUGCUCAAUAUGAAAUAUAGGAUUUAACAUGAAUCGGGGCUAGAGUUCUAUAUGCGGGGACCAUGCUGGGCAAAGGAGGGUAAUGGGGUUGGAUAGGAGGCUGUAAGAGCCUUCUUUAUGGGAUCACCGGAUGAACCGGGAGCGGUGAUCAUGGUAGGGUGGGCAUGAGUGGUCACAACAACACCGUGGCACGACUUGUAUGUGUGUAUGUGUCCGUGUGUGUGUUUGCUCUUGUACAUAUUUGUGUCGAUACUUCGCUUGCACGUGAAAUUUUAAUGAACGUUACUGUGUCAGUAUUAUGAUUGUUGAAGUAGAGCUGUGUCCCGUCCGUUCUGGGAAAUAAAAAAACCCCCCCAUUUCUUGCCGAUGAGACGGAAGCCGGAACAAGCACGUGCCCGGACGGGAGACGAACCAUCACCUGCUCAGCCUUCCGUGAAGGUUUGGUAAUAUCCAAUAUGCUACACAAGGCUGCCAUUAUAGACUUGAAGAACAAAACUGAAGUAGUACCGUCAAGUAGCAUGCCCAUUGCCAAUGUCACAGCCUUGCACGAGAAGUUGGCAGAAGUCCACAUUGAUCAGCACAAAACCAUUCGCAUUAGCAAAGGAGAUCUGGAUGAUCUAUUGGACGUUUAUAUGGGUAAAAUAGCAGAGAGUGCAGCCACCAUCAAGGACAGAGAAAAUGAAAUAAACAAGCUUCAAACCAAGGAACACACUGACGACGAUCUACUGAAGAGAUUUGAGAAUCUCACAGAGAUUUGUAAUGCUCAAAAUGCUACAUAUACAGCCAAACUGAAGGAAAAGGCGGAUCAAAUCAAGGAACUCGAGCAGAAGGUCAAGGUCUACGAGACCAGAUUGAAGAGGAAACAGCACGUGUUGACUGAUUUAAGAAAACAGAACACCUCCAGUGCGGCAUUGAUCGAUCAUCUGAGAGCCAAAGUCGUAUAUUUUGAAGGUAAGUUCAGGGAGAAGAAGGACGACCUGUUGGCAGACUGGGAGGCAGCCACCACCACUUGUAUGCCCUACGGCAUGUCGUCUGGGAUUCAUUUGAUCCAUCUGCCAGGGUUCCUGCCCUUUCUGGUGUCCUGUGAGGGUCUCACGACCGCCGGUCCUGGAUGGAUGGCUAUUCAGCGUCGACUGGAUGGCUCUGUGAGCUUCUAUCGCAACUGGGAUCAGUACAGGAAAGGGUUUGGCAAGCUCAACGGGGAGUUCUUUAUUGGCCUCGAAAAACUGCACCGCCUGACCAGCUCCCAGCCUCAUGAGCUCUACAUAAGCUUCAGGAGAUUCAAUGGAGAGUCAAGCUAUGCUCACUACGAUGACUUUGUUAUUGGCAGCGAGGAGGAAGGCUACGAAUUGAAAUUGCUCGGCCAUUAUCUCUACUCUAGAGGCUUUAAGAGCACUGUGAAACCAGAUAAAUCUCAAUACGAAGCCGAGCGCCAAACGGCGAACCCCAUUCGUCUUUGUUAUUUACUCUUCCGACACCCGCCGCCCGCCGCCCGCCACCAUUCGACAGUUGAUUAGCUUUCGAUUUUUCGCCCUCUCCUCUCCCGGGUACAAUAAUUACUUCGUUACAGUUCACUGCAGUUCGCUGCUCUAGACAUUUGUUUAUUCGCGCACAAGUGAUUAGUGCAAUUAAUUCUCAUUUUCAUUUUCAUUUUCAUUUGUGCUCGCAUUUCGUUCGCUGUUGCAACAAUUUAAUGAAAUCUAAUUGAGCUCUGACUCUGGUCUUGAAGUGCUUCUAUGGGCCUGGUCUGGACUGCCCCCACCAUUUGUCACUUGCACUUUUAUUGCCGAGGGACCGCUGUGGGAGUGGAGAAACUCAAUUGGAGUAAAUAAAGGCUUGACAAAUUAGCCAAAGUCGAGGCAUAAAAUAUAAAUGAAUAUCGAUGCGACGGAGGAUUUAUGGUCUGAGAAGAACAAUUUUUAUUUAAAUUGAGUUUAUUCCAGUUUCAUACAGAAUCUUACAGAUCUUUGGAACAUUUAAACAUUUGUUGUUUCCUCCAAUGUUACUUUACUCUAAUUUGUAGUUUCUAAGGCACUUAAUAUAUGUAUCUGCAGAGGCCUGAACAGAAGCCACCGCUGUUGCAUGGACACUCGGAUCAAAUGAAUGUAGAGUGCACUCUGCACUUUAUUGUAAAUAUAAACAAUGGCAUUGAUGUCGUUGACGAUGUAGCCCGCCCAUCUAGCCCAUUGUAAAUAUAGCUAAAACGAGCACACGCGGUACAUGAAAUCGCACAUAUUAAAAUAAUUUUUAAAAAGAUAAACUAAUUGGUAAAAAUGCUUUUUUGUUCAUGAAAAGCUUACAAAUAAUACAGUGACCAAUAAAAGUCUAAGCAUCACACCCAUUUU